UUCCUCUCUGGUUGCCCAGGAGGCCUCUCCAGGAGCCUCUCCUGAAGUGAUGCCUUUAUCCAAGGCCACAGAAGCUCCUGCAGUCAGAGGUGCACGUGGCCUGUGCCCUGGAAUUUCCAACCACUAGUGUAACUUCCAAAAACUAAGGACCAAAUUGGACUUGGUUCCUUCUGCAAACGAGGGCAGCUGCAGACCCACAGUGAGGUGGGAAGGGCCCAACUUGGAAGCUGUAUGUGAAGCAAUUCCUCUCCUCCUGCCUCAGUUUCCCUUCCUUGUAAAAUUAAGGAAUACGGGGUGGAAUGCUGGAACACAGGAGAGGUUAACUCAUUCUUGCAGGAGAUAAGGAGAAGCCAAGCAUUCAGUGCUCCAUGAGGGUGAUUCCGUGUCUCCAAACUCUGUCCUUCCCCACCUUAAACGUUUCAUCUGCAGAUCUUUCCAGCUCUGCCCUGGGCUGUGCAGCCCUUGCCCCAGUUCUCCCAAAUUUCGGAUUGCACAAGCCUGGCUGAGGGCUGAGGGCAUUGUCCAGAGCUCCCUACCCCCAUCCCUCACCCCAUGUUUGCUUUCUGUUUCCACAGCAGGAUUUGUUCACCUGCAGGAAAACAAGGCACAGCCCCCCAUGGGAGGGACUCCAGCCCCUCCUUCCUGGAGCAGCUGCUGCUUUCCCACUCUUUUUUGGGACAGAAAAGCCUGACUGUUGCACCAGGCGGAGGGUGAAGGUCGGGGCUGUGCUGACAUUGGACACUGGCCAUCCAAGGAGGGGAAAAGUCGGAGCUGUGGCCAGUGGCAAAGGGCACAGUGUGAUGCCAGAGCCGAGCCCUCCCUCUGCUCCAUCUUUCCCGUGUCCUGCUCCCUGUCCAGGUGCAGCUUCUUCCUCACCUUUGCCCUCAGAGGAGUGUGACCACCGUGUGUUCCCAUCCCCUUGCUUAACACUUGGACUUGAUGACCUUAAAGGCCCUUUCCACUCUAAAUAAAAGAUCCUAUGACUUGGCAGGGCUGUCACCCUUCCCCAGGGACUGCAGGAUCGUGCUCGGAUCCCAGCACUCCACUGCAGGACCUUCACCCGGGCUGGAGAGAUGUGCCGAGUCCAGCUGAAGCCCCCGGGGGUGUGAGGAAGGCAAAGGCAGCACGGCACGAUGCCUGUGGCAGAGCGGGUCCUCCUCCGCCCGGUCACCAUGGGGCUGCUCCUGCACAGCCUCCUCCUCCUCCUCCUCCUCCUCCUGGGCUGCUGCCUCCGCCCGGCCACCGCCUUUCCCAAGGGCUGCUACCCCUCGGAGGAGGAGGGGCUGAAGACCUUCCGCUGCAGCAACGCUCGGCUGACCGAGAUCCCCAGAGACAUCCCCAACGACACCAACAAGCUCUACCUGGACUCCAACCGAAUCCCCUUCCUGCCCCGCGACGCCUUCCGGGACCUGCCGCUCCUGCUGGAGCUGGACCUGUCCCACAACGCCAUCGCCGGCGUGGAGAGCGGGGCUUUCCGGGGCCUGGCAGAGCACCUGCACUCCCUGGACUUGUCUUCCAACAGGCUGGUGUCGGUCAGCAAAGACGCCUUCAGCAACCUGAAGGCCAAGGUGAACCUGUCCAACAACCCGUGGCUGUGCGACUGCCGGCUGCAGGAGCUGAUCCGCACCGUGGAGCUGGUGGCCGGCUCCUCGGGCGGCAUCGUCUGCGACUCCGCGGCGCAGGAGGAGCACGUGGGCAAAGCCUUCCUGCAGGUCAUCGCCGACACGGACUUCUGCAACGUGUACAAGAAGACCACGGACAUCGCCAUGCUGGUCACCAUGUUCGGCUGGUUCGCCAUGGUGAUCUCCUACCUGGUGUACUACGUGCGGCAGAACCAGGAGGACGCCCGGAGGCACCUGGAGUACCUCAAGUCGCUGCCCAGCAAACAGCGGCGCUCGGAGGAGUCGUCCACCAUCAGCACUGUGGUGUGAGCACCGGCAUCCUGCGGGACACGGGGACGCACAGGGCUGGGGAACAGCCGCUCCAGGGGCUCCUCGCGGCUGCAGGAGCUGUCACAGCCACUGGUGUCGCACAGAAAUACUCAUGGAUUUGCCCCGUUCUCCUCCUGGCAGCGGGAGCCGUGGCCAGUGAGUCCCUGGCUCUGGUGGCUGUGGCCAGGGAUGGAUAUCAGCCGUGAGCACGGAGCAUCCACAGUGUCCUCCCGUGUUAUGGAGGACCUGGAGCAUCUUUCUGGCAUGUGGCCGUUGCUCCGACCGAGCUGGACAUUCGGACCUCAUGUAAAACUUUUAUAUUUCCUUCGCAGAGAUCCCUUGGGGCAUUAACGGAAUCAGUGUUUCCAUCCCUCACGGGCUGGCCUGGGCCUGGCUCCCUGCUGGGAGGGCAGUGGGAAGGAGCAGGAGGGCUGUGAGGGCAGUGCCCUGCUGGGUCACCGACCCCAGGGGGUCACGGGCUGUGACUGCAGCCAGUGGGACCAAAGGAUGGGACAGGAACUGGGGACACCCCGGCUGGGAGAGGCCAGAGGCAGCUCCAGCUCCAGCUCUUGUGUGGGUUGUGCCACCCCAUCUCCCAUUUCGGCCUCUGCUGCUCCCUGCUCCCUUCCCAGCACCCCCAGGCCAGGUGGGGCGAGGGGUGUGGGGGUCCCCACCCAGAGAAGGGGUCACUGGUGGGCGAACCCAGAGCCUUCCCCCUUGGAGUGUGGGGAAUAAGAACUAAAUG
Messenger RNA from Neopelma chrysocephalum (saffron-crested tyrant-manakin), 2676 nucleotides. RefSeq names its product leucine rich repeat containing 3C (gene LRRC3C). NCBI's taxonomy places the organism in Eukaryota, Metazoa, Chordata, Aves, Passeriformes, Pipridae. Gene Ontology annotation, molecular function: protein binding. The record is from RefSeq and is a predicted model, not a curated record. Bases 1134 to 1931 code for a protein of 265 amino acids. The transcript has 2 exons.